Molecule: messenger RNA, 648 nt
Organism: Saccostrea echinata
Lineage: Eukaryota; Metazoa; Mollusca; Bivalvia; Ostreida; Ostreidae
Exons: 1
Coding region: 1-648 (215 amino acids)
Molecular function (GO): protein binding
Source: RefSeq, a predicted model, not a curated record
AUGUGUGUGACUGAUAAUGGCGAUGUUUAUUUUACUGAGUUUAUUAGCAAUUCCAUGAGCCGUCUGUCACCAUCAAGAUCUGUCUCUAUAGUCAUAUAUACAGAUCCUCUGGUACCAAUAGGGAUCUGUCAGUCAGUGGAUGGUGGACUACUGGUUACCUUGAUAGACAGGGAAUCAGAUAAUUACAAAUUAGACUCACACAGCAGACGUCUGGUAAGACGCAUCAGAAUGACAGGUGACGUCCAUGAAUAUGAGUACCAGGAGGACGGUCAGACAAGACUGUUUACAUAUCCAUACAGAGUCACACUGAUAAGUAACCGCGAUAUCUGUGUUGUGAACCGUACAAGUGACUCUUCUGGAGAACUAGUGAUUAUGUCUCCCUCUGGUCAUAUAAAGUCUGUGUACCGUGGACGGAGUCUGACAAAGAACUUUGAUCCAAUUGAUGUAGUGUCUGACUCCCUUUGUAACAUUCUAGUUACAGACUUUAACAACAAACAGAUCCAUCUGCUGAGUCCUGACGGCGAUUUCCUGAAGUUCUUACUGGCAGACAAUGAAGUGUACUGUCCAUCCAGAUUAUCAUUGUACAAGUCUACACUGUGGGUGGGAUACCGUGAAGGAAUUGUCAAAGUAUUUCAAUACAGGAUGUAA